This is a messenger RNA of Procambarus clarkii (red swamp crayfish), 2555 nucleotides long. NCBI's taxonomy places the organism in Eukaryota, Metazoa, Arthropoda, Malacostraca, Decapoda, Cambaridae. The record is from RefSeq and is a predicted model, not a curated record.
UCUCCAGCUUCAACAGUCCCCAGCUUCAACAGUCCCCAGCUUCAACAGUCCCCAGCUUCAACAGUCCCCAGCUUCACCAGUCCCCAGCUUCAACAGUCCCCAGCUUCAACAGUCCCCAGCUUCAACAGUCCCCAGCUUCAACAGUCCCCAGCUUCAACAGUCCCCAGCUUCAACAGUCCCCAGCUUCAACAGUCCCCAGCUUCAACAGUCCCCAGCUUCAACAGUCCCCAGAUUCAACAGUCCCCUGUUUCAACAGUCUCCAGCUUCAACAGUCCCCAGCUUCCACAGUCUCCAGCUUCAACAGUCCCCUGUUUCAACAGUCUCCAGCUUCAACAGUCUCCAGCUUCAACAGUCCUCAGCUUCAACAGUCCCCUGCUUCAACAGUCCCCAGCUUCAACAGUCCCCAGCUUCAACAGUCCCCUGUUUCAACAGUCCCCAGCUUCCACAGUCCCCUGUUUCAACAGUCUCCAGCUUCAACAGUCCCCUGUUUCAACAGUCUCCAGCUUCAACAGUCUCCAGCUUCAACAGUCCUCAGCUUCAACAGUCCCCUGCUUCAACAGUCUCCAGCUUCAACAGUCUCCAGCUUCAACAGUCUCCAGCUUCAACAGUCCCCUGCUUCAACAGUCCCCUGCUUCAACAGUCCCCAGCUUCAACAGUCCCCAGCUUCAACAGUCCCCUGCUUCAACAGUCUCCAGCUUCAACAGUCCCCUGCUUCAACAGUCCCCUGCUUCAACAGUCCCCAGCUUCAACAGUCUCCAGCUUCAACAGUCUCCAGCUUCAACAGUCCCCUGCUUCAACAGUCCCCAGCUUCAACAGUCCCCAGCUUCAACAGUCCCCUGCUUCAACAGUCCCCAGCUUCAACAGUCCCCUGCUUCAACAGUCUCCAGCUUCAACAGUCUCCAGCUUCAACCGUCCCAGCUUCAACAGUCCCCUGCUUCAACAGUCCCCAGCUUCAACAGUCCCCUGCUUCAACAGUCCCCUGCUUCAACAGUCCCCUGCUUCAACAGUCUCCAGCUUCAACAGUCUCAAGCUUCGACAGUCCCCAGCUUCAACAGUCCCCUGCUUCAACAGUCCCCUGCUUCAACAGUCUCCAGCUUCAACAGUCCCCAGCUUCAACAGUCCCCUGCUUCAACAGUCCCCUGCUUCAACAGUCCCCUGCUUCAACGGUCUCCAGCUUCAACAGUCUCCAGCUUCAACAGUCCCCAGCUUCAACAGUCCCCUGCUUCAACAGUCCCCAGCUUCAACAGUCCCCUGCUUCAACAGUCCCCUGCUUCAACGGUCUCCAGCUUCAACAGUCUCCAGCUUCAACAGUCCCCAGCUUCAACAGUCCCCUGCUUCAACAGUCUCCAGCUUCAACAGUCUCCAGCUUCAACAGUCUCCAGCUUCAACAGUCUCCAGCUUCAACAGUCCCCUGCUUCAACAGUCCCCCUCCUUCAACAGUCCCCUGCUUCAACAGUCUCCAGCUUCAACAGUCUCCAGCUUCAACAGUCUCCAGCUUCAACAGUCCCCAGCUUCAACAGUCCCCUGCUUCAACAGUCCCCUGCUUCAACAGUCUCCAGCUUCAACAGUCUCCAGCUUCAACAGUCUCCAGCUUCAACAGUCCCCUGCUUCAACAGUCCCCUGCUUCAACAGUCCCCUGCUUCAACAGUCUUCAGCUUCAACAGUCCCCAGCUUCAACAGUCUCCAGCUUCAACAGUCCCCAGCUUCAACAGUCUCCAGCUUCAACAGUCUCUAGCUUCAACAGUCCCCAGCUUCAACAGUCUCCAGCUUCAACAGUCUCCAGCUUCAACACUUUCCAGCUUCAACAGUCCCCUGCUUCAACAGUCUUCAGCUUCAACAGUCUCCAGCUUCAACAGUCUCCAGCUUCAACAGUCCCCAGUUUCAACAGUCUCCAGCUUCAACAGUCCCCAGCUUCAACAGUCUCCAGCUUCAACAGUCUCCAGCUUCAACACUUUCCAGCUUCAACAGUCCCCAGCUUCAACAGUCUCCAGCUUCAACACUUUCCAGCUUCAACAGUCCCCAGCUUCAAUAGUCUCCAGCUUCAACAGUCCCCAGCUUUAACAGUCUCCAGCUUCAACAGUCUCCAGCUUCAACAGUCCCCAGCUUCAACAGUCUCCAGCUUCAACAGUCUCCAGCUUCAACGAUUUCCAGCUUCAACAGUCCCCUGCUUCAACAGUCUUCAGCUUCAACAGUCUCCAGCUUCAACAGUCUCCAGCUUCAACAGUCCCCAGCUUCAACAGUCUCCAGCUUCAACAGUCUCCAGCUUCAACAGUCCCCAGCUUCAACAGUCUCCAGCUUCAACAGUCUCCAGCUUCAACAGUCUCCAGCUUCAACAGUCCCCAGCUUCAACAGUCUCCAGCUUCAACAGUCUCCAGCUUCAACAGUCCCCAGCUUCAACAGUCUCCAGCUUCAACAGUCCCCAGCUUCAACAGUCUUCAGCUUCAACAGUCUCCAGCUUCAACAGUCUUCAGCUUCAACAGUCUUCAGCUUCAACAGUCCCCAGCUUCACCAGUCUUCAAAAUACUCUAACUAAUAAUCUCAUUGACAUCAUAAAG